CUGGCUAUCCUGGCCAUGACAGACUGAGAGGCCAGCUGCCUAUCAGGAGCUCUUUGGAGAAAGGACUGGAGGAAGUGGUGAGAAAAGACUAAAACAUGAAUAAUCUUGUGAGUGAACAGGAGGUAACUGAGAGAGGUGUUUAUAAUGAGGUUCUUUCCCUCCUGGCGCAUAUGGCUGACCAAGAUAAGGACAGAAUUGCCCUCAGGAUUGCCUCUAUAGCUAAGACCAAGCUGGCUAGUGUUGUGAGAGUUCUACUGGAGAAACUGCAACAGGAUGAGCAAAACAGAGUAGCCAUUUACUAUAUCCUGGAGGAGGUGUUACAGCAGGACACCGGGGACCUAGAGAUAAGGCUAGUGAAAAAAAUUAUAAGCCUAGCCUCAGACCAGAUGAGAGACACUCAGGAAGCAACAAAUGAAGUAAAAGUGGCAGCUAGCAACACGUUAGUGACUCUGGCAAGCUGUUAUUUUGAUCAUGUCAUGUAUGAGCUGCACUGUCAUCUGAAACCACCGAAGCUGCCUGACGAGUUUAUUUUAGUUACGCUGGGCAACCUGUCAUCAGCCCAUGCACUUAAGUGUAUCCCUUUUGUGAGAGUGACCCUGAAUGCCAUGUUCUCUAUGCUGGAGUUAGUCAAGGACGGCAGGCUGAGACAAGCAUUUUGCGGUGUUCUGGAACAAUGGUCAAGGGCAGUACGUCUCUUUUUGGCUAACUGGGAAAAGUGCUCAUUCCCCAGAGUGCACAAAUUGCGACUCUGCAAUCAUUUUCUUCCCAUCUACUCUCAUGUGACCAGCAACUGGCUGACCUGUGAGGAGCUGGAGGCUAUCAUCAAAGCCCUUGGUCCCAUGAUGAGCCUCCUGCUACACAAAGAGGAGUAUCAAGAUCAUCUAUUUGAACAGAUCUCAUGGCUCCUUGAGCAAUAUAAGGAGGACACUGAUGUUUUUCACGUCACCAAGAGUCUGAGCCAGUUCUUGGAGGUCUCUGGUGAAUAUAAGAUCCCUCUCCCUAACAGGAAGUUUCAAGCCAUCUGCAGUGCUCUGCAUAACCAGAUCUGUUCUCAAGCUAAGCCGCUCAGCAUGGAAAAUCACACAGAGCUGGUCCAUUGUAUAGUUCAGCUAGCCCGUUCUUCUCCUGAUGAUCUGAUAGCCUUUCUGCACUCGCAGCUGGAGCUUGAGAAUGAGGCUGUUCGUGUGGCAUCUCUGAAGCUGCUCAGAGCUAUUGUUGGUGCUGACUUGCCCGAGACAAGACUGAAAAAGUGUCUGAUUGUGAAGGCAGUGAAAUCCACUUUCAGUGAUCAGAAUGCUACGGUGAGGAAGGCAGUUCUUCAUUUCAUCCAGAGGCUGCUCAGCUCAGAAAGUGUGGAGAACUGUGCAGCAUGGGAUAUGGUAGCACAUGUUUUCAGGGAGUUCAGUGUGUCCACUAGCAAACUGGCUAUUCAGGAAGAAAGCACUAUCCAAACCCUGUGCACUGACAUCCUGCAAUGUCUGGACACCUCAGUCACUGGAAUGACCCAAGUGUUAUGGCCAAGGCUUCUCGAAUAUGUGGUGCCAGCUCAGUACACUGGUACUUUGAAGCCUCUCUGCAGAUGCCUUAGGGAGCUGGCUGAGAAAAAGCAGGAGGAAGGAGAAGAAACUGCUUGCCUCGACUAUGGUGGACCAGUGAAACUCCCUACACCCCAGGGGCUGCUGGCACGACUCCUGGUAGUAGCCUCAUCCCCUUAUGCAGGAGAAGGACACGGAUGUGCUGCCUUGCAGUUACUACAGGCCCUGCACCAAAAUAUCCAUGCAGCAGUAGGUGAGAUGUGGGUAGUAAAGAUCCCAUCUCUGCUGCAGUACAUUGAAGGAAACACAGAGAAUUCCCUGGACCACGCACGGUGGGAGCACAUGCUGCUUCAGUUCCUAAGAACAUUUCUGGUGAUGAUAGACAGUGCCUGGAACAGCCAGAUAAGCCUUGAGUUGAACCAGCAGAUGGCCAGCUAUACCAGCCCCUCCCAUGAGAAGAGUUUCCUGUAUAAGGCGCUAGGAACGUCCUUAGCAGUUUGUCAGGACCUGGUCCACGUUAAAUCACAGCGUCAUAAAUUUUUGACAGCAACAGAUUAUAUGGAAGCCCCUGAGAGACAGGGAGUCAUUUCCAUCCUCGCGUUCUCUGCUGAGAGCCAUUUGGACCUCACCCUGAACGCACUUCAGGAGUUUGGGGCUGCAAUGAGCAAGGUUAAGAUUUCUGGGUUCAUCAGCCGCCUGAAGGACUACCACCAUGGGAGAAGAGGCAAGACUCGCAGCACCCUGAUGCUGACCUACAGCAGUGUGGCUAUCCAUGCUCCAAAAGACCAGCUUCUCUCCCGAGUAGAGGCAGACAUCACAGGGAACAUCCUUCUCCAUUACAGAGCCAGUUGUCAGGUGCUGGGCAUCACUGUUGAGAACAAGGACAUGAACCUAAAAUUAACCCUCAUCCACAAUGUCAUGGAGAUUAGCUGUGCUAUCUUGGAGACCAGAGACUCCCAAGAGUUCGAAUUCUCUUACAAACUGGAGCUCCUUGGCUACAUGUUGGACUUCAUUAAAAAGGAACCACUGGAUUCCCUGGCAUCUCCAGUUCGCUACCAGUCAUCGGACCCAUUUCUUUUAUUUGGAGGUGGUACUGAGUCUAAUGCAUGA
This is a messenger RNA of Mauremys reevesii (Reeves's turtle), 2645 nucleotides long. RefSeq names its product maestro heat-like repeat-containing protein family member 2B. The transcript is spliced from 25 exons. Gene Ontology annotation, cellular component: cytoplasm. The record is from RefSeq and is a predicted model, not a curated record. The coding region runs from base 96 to 2645 and encodes 849 amino acids. NCBI's taxonomy places the organism in Eukaryota, Metazoa, Chordata, Testudines, Geoemydidae.